ACUUGACAACUCAUCCCUCAUCGUCCAAAUCCGGUUCGGUUUCCGAAUUAGGUGGAUUUUCGGUUUACUCUUGUUUACCGGAUCCUAACAAUAAACCGAAUCCUACUAGAGACAUACGUAUCACACACUCUCCCUUCCCCUAUACAAAUCUAUCAUACUUCUCUCUCUCUCUCCAAUCUUUACCUGCAAAUCUUCUGUCUCUCCCAUGGUGGUUCCUCUACUUCAAUCAUGCCCUCUCACACCAACUUCCUCUUCAGGUGGAUUGGAUUCUUUUCCCGGAAACUCCGGCGAGAAACGACCGGAUUCUCGGAAAACAGCAUCAUCCAAAACAACGUCGGAGAAUCAAGCAGCGACGACACGCCGGUACUAACCUCCGGCGAGUGUUACGCAUGCACACAAGCAGGCGUACCUGCCUUCCACUCCACAAGCUGCGAUCAAGCCAACGCUCCAGAAUGGCGCGCCUCAGCCGGAUCCUCCCUAGUCCCGAUCCAAGAAGGAUCCGCGCCCAACCCGGUUCGAGCCCGGGUCAGACGUCUCAACGGCCCCUUCGGCGAGGUUCUCGAUCCGAGGAGCAAGCGCGUGCAGAGAUGGAACCGCGCGUUGCUUCUAGCUCGAGGGAUGGCACUUGCUGUUGAUCCGCUCUUCUUCUACGCGCUCUCCAUCGGGAGGACUACUGGACCCGCGUGUCUUUAUAUGGACGGGGCCUUCGCGGCAGUUGUAACCGUCGUUCGCACGUGUUUGGAUGGUCUUCAUCUUUGGCACGUGUGGCUUCAGUUUAGAUUGGCGUACGUGUCGAGAGAGUCGCUUGUGGUUGGGUGUGGGAAGCUUGUUUGGGAUCCACGCGCUAUUGCGUCACAUUACGCGCGCUCUCUUACUGGGUUCUGGUUUGAUGUUAUAGUCAUCCUCCCGGUUCCUCAGGCUGUGUUUUGGUUAGUGGUGCCAAAACUGAUAAGAGAAGAGAAGGUUAAGCUGAUAAUGACGAUCCUUCUGCUAAUCUUCUUGUUCCAGUUCCUCCCCAAGAUUUAUCACUGUAUCUGCUUGAUGAGAAGGAUGCAGAAAGUCACUGGUUACAUUUUUGGGACUAUUUGGUGGGGUUUUGCUCUUAAUCUCAUCGCAUAUUUCAUCGCUUCUCAUGUAGCUGGGGGAUGCUGGUAUGUUCUUGCGAUACAGCGUGUUGCUUCUUGUAUCAGACAGCAAUGCAUGAGGAACGGGAACUGUAAUCUGAGUCUGUCUUGUCAAGAAGAGGUCUGUUACCAAUUCGUGUCACCGACUAGCACAAUUGGGUAUCCAUGUUUAUCUGGAAACCUUACCAGUGUGGUCAAUAAGCCUAUGUGCUUAGACUCUGACGGACCAUUUCGAUAUGGUAUCUACGGUUGGGCACUUCCGGUCAUCUCCAGCAACUCUCUUGCGGUUAAGAUACUUUACCCUAUCUUCUGGGGGCUAAUGACUCUCAGCACAUUUGGGAAUGAUCUUGAGCCCACAAGCAACUGGCUUGAGGUUGUUUUCAGCAUAGUUAUGGUCCUUAGUGGGUUGUUACUCUUCACUCUGUUGAUCGGAAACAUUCAGGUGUUUUUGCACGCUGUAAUGGCAAAGAAGAGGAAAAUGCAGAUAAGGUGUAGGGAUAUGGAAUGGUGGAUGAAACGUAGGCAGUUACCUUCUCGGUUAAGACAGAGAGUUAGGAGAUUUGAGCGGCAAAGAUGGACUGCCUUGGGUGGAGAAGACGAGCUGGAACUUAUACAAGAUUUGCCUCCGGGUCUUCGAAGAGAUAUUAAGCGAUAUCUUUGCGUUGAUCUCAUUAACAAGGUACCAUUGUUCAGGGGCAUGGACGAUUUGAUCCUAGACAACAUUUGCGACCGUGCUAAGCCUCGUGUCUACUCUAAAGACGAAAAGAUCAUCCGCGAAGGAGAUCCUGUACAGAGAAUGAUAUUCAUAAUGCGUGGGAGAGUCAAACGUAACCAGAGCCUAAGCAAAGGCGUGGUAGCCACAAGUACACUCGAACCAGGCGGUUACUUAGGCGACGAGCUACUCUCAUGGUGCCUACGUCGUCCAUUCAUUGACCGUCUUCCUCCUUCCUCCGCAACAUUUGUCUGUCUCGACAACAUCGAGGCCUUCUCCCUCGGAUCAGAAGAUCUUAGGUACAUAACCGAUCAUUUCCGUUAUAAAUUCGCAAACGAGCGUCUAAAGAGGACUGCAAGAUACUACUCCUCAAACUGGAGGACGUGGGCUGCAGUGAAUAUUCAAAUGUCGUGGCGCCGGUACAGGAAGAGAACGUGUGGUGGUGUAGGUGGUUCGAUGAGUCCUGUGUCGGAACAUAGCGUUGAAGGUAACAGUGAACGCCGUUUACUUCAGUAUGCAGCGAUGUUCAUGUCCAUCCGACCGCAUGAUCAUCUUGAGUAAAAAAAAAAGUUGCUAAAUUAAUAAUUCAUUUGUAUCCAUUGUUCAUCUUCGAUUGUUUUGUUGUUGUGUCCCAUUGUUGUGUAAAAUAAAAUCUAUCUUUCGAUGAUGUGUAUGUGCUUUUAUUUGAGUUUAAGACUAGCAUUUGAGUUUUUCGGAAAAAA
Messenger RNA from Eruca vesicaria subsp. sativa (arugula), 2558 nucleotides. The record is from the annotation of a GenBank genome assembly. Lineage: Eukaryota; Viridiplantae; Streptophyta; Magnoliopsida; Brassicales; Brassicaceae.